Auanema sp. JU1783 is the source of this 441-nucleotide messenger RNA. NCBI's taxonomy places the organism in Eukaryota, Metazoa, Nematoda, Chromadorea, Rhabditida, Rhabditidae. The record is from the annotation of a GenBank genome assembly.
AUGGAAAGCAUCAGAGAAUCCGAAUUGCGGGAAGUUUUUAAAGAGUUCGAUAAGAAUGGAGAUGGUCGAAUAACACGGGAAGAAUUAGAAGUUGCUUUAAUGCAGUUAGGCGAAAAGCCUUCACGACCCAAAGUGGAAGCCAUGAUUCAGCAAGCAGACACAGAUGGGAACGGGUGUAUUGACAUCGAUGAAUUUCUUAAUGUUCUUAGAAAGCAGUUUGUUGAUCCGAAAGAGGAAAAAGAGCUGCGGCAAGUAUUCAAUGUUUUUGACAAAAACCAGGAUGGUCUCAUAUCUUUGGAUGAUUUAGUAUACGUAAUGAUGUCAUUAGGAGAAAAACUAACAGAAGCUGAAGCUAAAGAUAUGAUAAAGGAAGGAGAUCUCGAUCAUGAUGGUAUGAUAGACUUUCAAGAAUUCAUUAUGUUGAUCAAAAACCAAUCAUAA